This is a messenger RNA of Prorocentrum cordatum, 265 nucleotides long. NCBI's taxonomy places the organism in Eukaryota, Dinophyceae, Prorocentrales, Prorocentraceae. The record is from the annotation of a GenBank genome assembly.
GCUAGCGCGAGGGCGGCACUGGCAGGAUGCGCUACUGCUGCUGGGCUCAGUGCCGGACCCGGUCCCGAAGCUGCAGGCGGCCGCCCUCGACGCGUGCGCCAAGGCGCUGGAGCUCGGGCAGGCGCAGCAGCUGUUCGACCAGAUGAAGGAGAAGACCGUGCCCGCGUUCAACAUCAUGAUCAACCUCCACGGGCGCCUGAAGAAGGUGCACGUGGCAGAGGAGCUGCUGCUCCGCAUGCGCGAGGGGCAGCUCAAACCCACCGCC